Odocoileus virginianus texanus is the source of this 1111-nucleotide messenger RNA. The record is from RefSeq and is a predicted model, not a curated record. Lineage: Eukaryota; Metazoa; Chordata; Mammalia; Artiodactyla; Cervidae.
CCUACUACCUAUCCCGCCCACCCCGAUGAAUUCCACCUGCGGUUCUUUAACUUAUGCAACAGAGACGCUGCCCCUGGGAGGCGCGGGAAAGAAAGGGUUAACUGGAGAGUGGGGCGCUGGUCGGGAUCUGGGUGCCAGUGCCCCCCUGCCCACCACUGGGCGGCUGGGCUUCAUCAUCAGGCCUCCUCACCAACUCCUGUCCCUUCUUUCGUGUCCUGGACUCCGGAUACCUCGAUUUUCAGUACUUUGUGCUCCACCCAGACUCAGAACCAUGGCCGUCUCAUCUUCUUCCUGGGAACUGCCCCUGGUGGCUGUGUGCCAGGUAACAUCCACCCCAGACAAGGAGCAGAACUUUAAAACGUGUGCUGAGCUGAUUCGGGAGGCUGCCAGACUGGGCGCUUGCCUGGCUUUCCUGCCUGAGGCAUUUGACUUCAUCGCACGGGACCCUGCAGAGACACGACGCCUGUCUGAGCCACUGGGUGGGAACCUUUUGGAAGAAUAUACCCAGCUUGCCAGGGAAUGUGGACUCUGGCUGUCCUUGGGUGGUUUCCAUGAGCGUGGCCAGGACUGGGAGCAGACUCAGAAAAUCUACAACUGUCAUGUGAUUCUGAACAACAUGGGGUCAGUAGUGGCCACCUACAGGAAGACGCAUCUGUGUGAUGUAGAGAUUCCAGGACAGGGGCCUAUGCGUGAAAGCAACUCUACCAUACCUGGGCCCAGUCUUGAGUCUCCUAUCAGCACACCAGCAGGCAAGAUUGGUCUAGCUGUCUGCUAUGACAUGCGGUUCCCUGAACUCUCUCUGGCAUUGGUUCAGGCUGGAGCAGAAAUACUUACCUACCCUUCGGCUUUUGGAUCUGUCACAGGCCCAGCCCAUUGGGAGGUAAGAGAAUACUUCUUCAGAACCUAAGGGCCUUUUCUUACUUCAUUCUCCUUCCUUGGUUCUACCAGUUAAAAGAUUUUCUCCUUCCCACAUACUGGGAAAAUUCAUUUCCCCAGAUUGUUGCCUCUCAGAGUAGUAAAUCAUUCACAGGGCAAUUAUCAGAAUGGUCACAAUGGGUAGACUGGGCUGUAUUGUCCAUGGCUUACCACUUCCCUACCAGCUGCUACAUGU